Molecule: messenger RNA, 986 nt
Organism: Symphalangus syndactylus (siamang)
Lineage: Eukaryota; Metazoa; Chordata; Mammalia; Primates; Hylobatidae
Product: cytochrome P450 3A43-like
Biological process (GO): oxidative demethylation; steroid metabolic process
Molecular function (GO): estrogen 16-alpha-hydroxylase activity; heme binding; iron ion binding
Source: RefSeq, a predicted model, not a curated record
UGGUACCCAAAUCCCUUCACAUGAGGAGUAGCAGAAGUGGCUUUUCUACUGGCUGCAGCUGUAGACCCACCUCCUUCUCCAGCACAUAAAUAUUGCUGUUAACAUUAACUAAAUCACCUCUGGGCAGAGAAACAAAGUUCUAUAUGCACAGCCCAGCAAAGAGCAGCACACAGCUGAAAGAAAAACUCAGAAGACAGAGCUGAAAAAGAAAACUGGUGAUGGAUCUCAUUCCAAACUUUGCCAUGGAAACAUGGGUUCUCGUGGCUACCAGCCUGGUACUCCUCUAUAUUUAUGGGACCCAUUCACAUAAACUUUUUAAGAAGCUGGGAAUUCCUGGGCCAACCCCUCUGCCUUUCCUGGGAACUAUUUUGUUCUACCUCAGGGGUCUUUGGAAAUUUGACAGAGAAUGUAAUGAAAAAUAUGGAGAAAUGUGGGGCUCCUAUAUCAAUAGAAGGCUACAUAUCUUUCUGGAUGGUUUCCCUCACAAGUUGCUCACAUGGAAUUCUACACAUCUGCCCUAUAAACCAGCCCUAUCAUUGAGUUCUGUUGACUCACACCUUGAUCAUGUAAAUUACCAGCUUAUCAGAGGUACAGAAUAAGGACAAGACCAGAAAUCAUCCCUCCACCUACCUUGAGAUGAAUAUGUAACUGACUUUUCCUCUACUCUUUCUUUUCACAUGUAUAUCUCAUGUAAAAUGUAGAUUUUCUGAGUACAACAUGAAUGCAUAAUUGAUUUUUUCCUCUACUCUGUCUUUUCACAUGUAAAAUGCAGAUUUGAUGAGAGCUAAUUGGUGCCUUACAGAAAUGUAAUCAUUUACCACACUGCCUACUCUUUCCCCCCUUUUUUCCUUCCUGCUGGUUCUUUCCUCUUUAAAUUUGCAAGUUUCCAAAUCGCUCUUUGGAAAAACACAGGUCACAGGCACCCCUGUGGCUCAUGUGUUUCCAGGUGUACCCUCAAGCUUUGACUCAAUAAACCUCUAUCAAUC